Molecule: messenger RNA, 794 nt
Organism: Sinocyclocheilus anshuiensis
Lineage: Eukaryota; Metazoa; Chordata; Actinopteri; Cypriniformes; Cyprinidae
Exons: 5
Coding region: 1-657 (218 amino acids)
Source: RefSeq, a predicted model, not a curated record
AUGAGGGUGAGCGGUCUGCGCUCUCUGCUGCAGGUUCAGCGUGAGUGUGACGCGAGUGUGUGUGCGGUUCAGAGCGGGUUACAGAAGCGCUGGGCUCUGCUGGAGGAGUUACACACACGAGUGACUCUGAGGCCUGACAGCACACAGGAAGCACAGGACCCUCACGCCGUCCUCACAGACACUGAGAGCCUGUUCAGUGAGCUCAGUCAGUUCAAAAGUAAAGCCCAACAGUGCCAGACACAGCUGGAAACCAGUAUAAACCUUUUACAGGCACUUCGCAGCAGCCAUCAGGGUCUGAACGAGACUUUCGGUGCCACCAUCAACUCUACAUGGACCAAAGAGUUAUUACAGUCUAACACUGAUCUGUUUUCGGAGAUCCAUGAGGAUUUCAUGUCUUUGGAACAGCAGACGUCAAAUUUUGUGAUCCACUUGAGAGGCCUGAAUGCUUCUGAGGAGGGAAAGACAAGAUUAUCUGUGGAUCGGUCACAAACGUCUCUUCCCACUGUCCCAGUGUACGUUGCUGCUCCGGAAGCAGCACAAUUACAUUCUGAUCCAGAAAGUGAUCCAGAGUCCCUAGGAGACUCACAGAAAGCCCACUCUAGAGUGUCCCCCUUCCAUAAACUCUGUGGGAUGAGGAGGAAGAGGUCAUCCCCGUAGUUUUGACAAAAGUUGGAUGUUUUUACAGGACAUUGUUAAUGCCUAGUAUUUAAUGUGACAGCCUGUUAAGCAGGUGUAACAACAUAGUUUAUGCACUUUAUGCGCAGUUUUAAUAUAUAUUAUAAUACAAAUAAAUA